ACUAUUUAUUGAAAUGUUUUUCACUUUAAACUUUUGUAACUUGUAUGAUAAUAUCUUUACUGGCGUAUUAGCAUUUUUUUUAACUUAACUUUUUUAGGUAAAUACUAUUUUUGAGCAGCGCCUCUCCAUCGCACGUAUGUAUUCAGGUUUAAAUGUGUCACUCUGAGGCAGCGGUUCAGCAGGUUCUGCAGAGUUAUUGUUGGAAUAAAAAUUGGUUUGGUUGCGUCGUUUAGCUCUUGUUCCGCUUUCUUACUCUAUACACCGCCUCGCCUUCAAAUGAUUUGCAUUUUUUAACUGACUCCUUUCGCUUUUCCACGGAAUGACGUUUAAAGAAAUGAGAACCUACAGAAUAUAUCUCCUUAUUGUGAACAUUAUAUUCAUCACAUCAUUUCCAGAUCUGCAGGCACAAAAACUGGAGGUACUGCCAGAAGUUCCAGGAUACCUGGGCCAUGAAGCCGUUUUAAGAUGCAGGUUCAUCACAAGCUCUAAAGAUUCCAGAGUUUUACAGGUUCAGUGGGAUAUAAAGUCAGAGAGCGAAAACUCCACGAUUCUGGUUUUCAACUCAGAUCAUGGAAUGACUAUUCGAGAAUCUUCCCUGAAGGACAGAGUGAAUCUUACAGAACACUCACUGAAAAUAACAGAUUUGAAAUUGACUGAUACAGGCUCCUACACCUGCAGCAUUUCCGUUUUUCCCAGUGGAUCAUUCAAAGAAACCACAACACUUAUUGUUUAUGAUGAGCCUGUCCCUGAACAAAAGCAGGUGCAGACAUCCCCAGGGAUACUCUCUGCAAUCAUUAUCUCAGUCUUACUUCUUCUAGUGAUCCUCACCGCCGCAGCUUACCUUACCUAUAUCAAAAGACAAAAUGCGGCACGCAGGCUUCAAGUCCACAUUGAUACAUCGAGGCGUUUAGCCAGUGUGACCAGACCAUCUUAUAUUUUUAAGGAGCAGGAUGAAGUGGUGUAUGCUGAUGUGACGCCUAAACGAAUGAGAGAAUCAGAAUCCUCACUUAAUAAGAAAUCCCACACGGCUGCUCAGGCUGAAGAGGUCACUUAUUCUGAGGUCAAGGUUUAUCAUCAAAGACCUAACUUAGAAACAAUGUUUAGUCUUUGAUUUUUUGCAAAAAGAGAAAAAUAAAUACUGUACCAGUAAUACUUUCAUAAAAAUAUCUUAUCUCCACCUUUAUUAACUGUCCACAUCCUGUAGCUGUUCUGCAGUCUUUUUGCACCUUAUCUCUAGCUAAAUGAUAAUAUCAUCAUGUCUGCAUUUACCAAGCUUGUUGUUGCUUCCUGCAAACAUACCGUACUAUAGUUACGUAUAUAUUGAAAUGAACCUGUGGGUAAGAAGACUCACCCCUAUACAGGAAUGUCAACCUUCACCCGUUGGGUAUGAGACUCAUGCAUCUCAUUGUCUACAGACACUCUCACUCCAUAUUCCCAAUUUUUUACGCUUAAAAAUGACAGACAUUUAAAAUCAACUUCAUUCCACUUAUUUAUACAUAAAAAUAGCAUGGUUAUGAGAAUCCAGUCCGCAUUUUUAAUACACCCUUAGUGUUAACACACAAGGACAUGCCAAGUGUAAUCCAGUCCUUAUUUUUGCACUAAUCCACCUAUUCACUGAAAGCAGCUUAGACUGGGAUUUCUGAGAAGUUAUUUUGAGGUAUGUCAUUUUAAUAUUUAUCUUAUCUCAUCUGGACUAAGAUAUUUUUCUUAUUAAAUUAUUGGAGAUUUCAAGCAAUCUAGUACUUAAGUAAAUAUGAGUUAAAUAUACAGCAGUUAGUAAUCAAUGUGCAGAUAUGUAGGAUCACAUUAAAUGGUUUGCUUGCUCUUUACCUAGUGCUUUUUUAAUUCCCAGUUUUAGUCCAUGUUUUUCUCACAAGUUAGAAUAAUUAUUGCUCAGUCUAGUGUAAUAAUCUCCAUUGGAAUUUAGGACUAAUUAAACCAACGCAAAUAUCUAAAUACUUAAAGCUUUCAGGUUUGCGUCAACAAUCCAUAUGAGGUUCACAAAAAGAGAAAGAACCAUUGCAUUUUAUUUUUCAAAAGAUCAGCCAUCCAAGAACAGACCUGCCUCAUACAGAGAGGAUGGUCAGAACAACUCAGUUAUCCAGGAUUCACAGAGGAGGAACCACAGGGAUGCUCUCAUUUUAUUAUUACUUAUCUUAUUUAUUUAGCCUUAUUUUGGUCCAUUGAACAUGCUUAAAAACAUAAUUUCCAUCACAUUUUCCAAUAAAAAAAAACUAAUAACAUAAUGAGUGAAGCUUUUUUAUCCUUCGCAUAUUGACAAAUAUUCAUACACAGUGUAGUUUGCACAGAAUUUGAUUUCAGUGGUUUCUGUAUUAGGGACAUUAAUCCAGUAAUAACUUAUUAGUUUCCCAUUGUUUAUUUUACUUGAACUGUUCAAUAUAAUUAAUAAACAAGUUGUAAAAUCCUUAGUUUACAGGAUAAUUAAGAUGCAACUAUUUUAGUAGGGUCCACUCUUCUUCAGUCUACUUCAGUUCUCUGAAAAUCACCAGAAUAUAGAAAAUAAUGUAUAUUGUGAGAAAAAUGUUCCACAUAACUACAGAUCACUUAUUGUUACUCAGUUACAUUUACUGUGCUAUCAAAAAUCCCCCAUGUUGACACUUUGUUUCAGUUAAAUCUUUUGAAAACCUACAACCUAUAGCUGCAUCUAUGUAUCUUUCCAAACUAUUUCAACAUCUCACUCCGAGGUUUGGUGAAAAGUUUAGCUCCCAGCUAUAUCAUAUAAACCAUGCCCUUUUGUGAUCAUUCAACCUUAUCUUCAGGUAGAAAUUCCUGUUUCAGCCAGACUGAAAAGGGAGAUUGUACAUGUGAAAAGUGCUUAGAUGUUUAAUUUUUACCUUUAUUUCUUGUCAAAGGGAUUUUUAUUUUGUUGCAUUUGAUGUGUAAUGAAUGUUACAUAUAUUUUCAUGUAUUGUCUUUCACAGUAUAAAACCACCUAAACACUAUUGCGAACAUUCAUGUUCUUAGCUACACUGAAUCAUUGGUUUAACUUACCUCUACCUAAUCCAAUAUACAUGUAAUUGUCAGUUACAUCAUCUCAGGAAUGUGUUGUAGUAGUAAAAAUUUGGGCUCAAACUUCUUGAAAGAGAUAGGAAAAUGUAUCUCUGAUAUAAAGGACGGAAAAUCUAUUAUAGCCGUGUAGAAGGAGCGAAACAUUGAUAGAUCCACUCUGUAAAAGUUAAUUAAAGUUACCCUAAAGAAGUGCAGUAAGUUGGAAUUGAUGUUUGCACAACAGUAUUUCUGUUCUUAACAACUGGAACAUUCAUUCAAACAGGUGGAUUGUUAAUAACAUCACAUUUUCCAGUUAAAAAAAAAGUUCAUAUAAAGGAUUGUUUUGAAAUUUUGAUUGUUUGAAAUGUUUCCACAUAACUACAGAUCACUUAUUGUUAUCCAGUAACAUUUACAGUGCUAUAGAAAUUCCACAUUUUGCCACGUUGUUUCAAUUAAAUCCUCUGAGAUCUGCACAUAUCCUCAUAGCCUUUCAAUCUAACCCUGACAAUCCUGGUUUUAUUUUAGAAUUUGAGUCAAAUGGAAUCUAUAAUUCAUAUGUGUUAAAAAAGUUUUCUAUUCAAGGAAACCCGGCUGAUUGCAUCAAGCCAUUGACGUGCAGCAUUCACUUCUGGAUGAACAUGUGACAGAAAAAAAUGAAUGUUGAUCUUAAACAGGAAGAAACUUCCACCAGACCUAGACUCAGUGUCCACAACUGAUAUGAUAUUUGAGUCACCUGAACACACAAAGUGAACAUUGAGGUCCUGAUCCAAUGUGCUUUCUAUGUUAAAAAAAAUACUUUAUAAUGAAGUAUUUCAUAAUUAUUCUUAAUAUUUACACAGAUUUAUGCUGCAAGUAGUUGUUUUUUUUUUUUUAGUAUGACAUUCAGACAAUUUUCAGGAAGUUGUUGUUCCGCAUUCACCAAGUGUAAGAGGAAGAAGGUAAUAUAGGAUGCAAAAAAAGAAUAAAAUUAUGCCAUAAAUGGAGAAGUGAACAGCUUCAUAAAAACCACACUGGCUGUAGGCUGUUUGAUCACCCCGUUCUAAUCCAAGGAGAAAUGUUUCUCAAAAAGUGUACAAAAAGAAAGAAACAUCUUUAAGUUUUAACAGAAUUUACUCAUAUGAUGUUGCACAAUAUCAUUGAUAUAAGUACAGAUUACAGAGGAAGUCUUUAUCUUCUUUAUCUUUGGCCUACCCUCUUGGCCAUAGCUCAGAACAGAAAAUAGUCAAGAUCUAAUAAAUGUUUUUCCAAUUUAUCAUAAAAAUGCCACACCCAGCUAGAAGGUGCCUCAUCCAAACUCUAAAGCUGCAGCAUCAUACAUUCUCCCCCAGACCACAUCAUUACCAAAUAAGGUGAUGUUAGACACUCUCAGGUCAUCAUAGGUCAAGCAUUGGAAUGUCCCUUUGGCUGACUUGCCACCAUGCACACACAUGACCAGUAACAGAAAGUAAAAUAAUAAUAAUAAAUUAAUUGUACACUAGGCCAAAGCUAAACAUUGUAAAUCUGACCUGAAGUUAAUAUCUCAGUAUCAUUUAGUAAGAUUUAAAUGUUAGUCAUAGCCUAUAGCAAUGGAUAGUGCUUUAUUUCACUGCAGCUGCUGCUUUAUCUUGACAUUCAUUCAGAAUGCAGGUGUCUCAGCCUGAGAAUGCCUUAUGUUAAACUAUGCCUUAUAUCAUGUUAAACUAAGGUGACAAAGUUUGGUUUACAGGCCUGCAGUAGAUCUGAAGUUCUGUUCACUGACUAUGUGCACCAGUAGUCACCAUCACCUGCUCUUUACAGUCAGCAUUUCCUGACUGUGUGAAUCUGUGGGUGUGAACGUUUAAGUAUGAGCCAACAUACACAUGUUUGAUGUCCUCUGCCCAAACCCUCGCUCUGAGGUGUUGGAACAAAAAUCUUUUUUUUUUUUUUGUCUUCGUCUUAAAUGUCAAAACAUGUACUUUUCUUUAUCCUCACCAUUGUUUGAAA
Cyprinodon variegatus (sheepshead minnow) is the source of this 4971-nucleotide messenger RNA. RefSeq names its product myelin protein zero-like protein 3. NCBI's taxonomy places the organism in Eukaryota, Metazoa, Chordata, Actinopteri, Cyprinodontiformes, Cyprinodontidae. The transcript has 7 exons. The record is from RefSeq and is a predicted model, not a curated record. The coding region runs from base 320 to 1111 and encodes 263 amino acids.